CAUCCCAGCAACGGCAGGUUUGAGAAAUAAACAAACGGUAAAAUGGCAUCCAUUCCACAUAUCACAAUUCUCGGGUCCCUCAACAUGGACUUGGUCGCUUAUGUCCCGCACCACCCCCUGCCAGGCGAGACGCUCACAGCAGACAGCUUCGCCACGUCGCCCGGCGGCAAAGGCGCCAACCAGGCCGUGGCGUGCGCCAAGCUCUCGCGGGCGAGGAACCAUCACCAUCAUCAUGAUGUUUCUGGCGGUGGCGGUGGUGCGACAGCACACGUGAGCAUGGUCGGAUGUGUCGGCGCGGACGGGUAUGGCGCGCAGCUGCGAACGAACCUGAAGGGGUACGGGGUCGAUGUCGCGGGCGUCGUGGAAGCUCCUCAUACGUCUUCCCCUACCCCUAUGGAGACGGGCGUGGCGCUGAUUAUCGUCGACAAGCCGACGGGCGAAAACAGGAUUGUGCUGUCGCCCGGCGCGAACCAUGCGCUGCAGCCGGGCGAUUUUGUCACGCUGGACAGGUUAAAAAGGGCUGGCGACGGCGGGCGGUUGCCGGAUCUGCUGAUCAUGCAGUUGGAGAUUCCGUUGGGCACGGUGCUGGCUGCGCUCGAGGCUGCGAGGCGGGAGGGCGUCGACGUGCUGCUUAACCCGGCGCCUGCCAGGAAGCUGCCUGACGAGGCGUAUGUCGGGCUGGUGCACUUGGUGUUGAACGAGACGGAGGCGGCGAUUUUGGGAGAGGUGGAGGAGAGCUUGCUGGAGGAGGAGGCUGGGUUGGAAAAGGUGGCGGGCGGGUUUAUCGAGAAGGGGGUGCAGAACGUGACUGUCACGCUGGGCGGGCGGGGGGCGUACUACAUGAGUCGGGACGGGAGGAAGGGGCUUGUGCCGGCAGAGAAAGCCAAGGUGGUCGACACGACGGCCGCGGGGGACACCUUCGUGGGGAGGUAUGCGCUGGAUGCGGUGAGCAAGAGGGACGAAGCGUUUGACAUUGAGGCGGCUGUGAAGAGGGCGAACAAGGCGGCAGCCAAGACGGUCGAGAGGGCGGGCGCGCAGGACUCGAUCCCGUGGAGGGAUGAGGUGGAAUAG
Molecule: messenger RNA, 1071 nt
Organism: Parathielavia appendiculata
Lineage: Eukaryota; Fungi; Ascomycota; Sordariomycetes; Sordariales; Chaetomiaceae
Product: Ribokinase-like protein
Exons: 2
Coding region: 43-1071 (342 amino acids)
Biological process (GO): D-ribose metabolic process
Molecular function (GO): ribokinase activity
Source: RefSeq, a predicted model, not a curated record